Messenger RNA from Dunckerocampus dactyliophorus (ringed pipefish), 3684 nucleotides. Its product is annotated as poly(rC)-binding protein 3-like. The transcript is spliced from 13 exons. The coding region runs from base 596 to 1654 and encodes 352 amino acids. Gene Ontology annotation, biological process: regulation of RNA metabolic process; regulation of gene expression. The record is from RefSeq and is a predicted model, not a curated record. Lineage: Eukaryota; Metazoa; Chordata; Actinopteri; Syngnathiformes; Syngnathidae. Gene Ontology annotation, cellular component: cytoplasm; nucleus. Gene Ontology annotation, molecular function: mRNA binding.
GUGAGUUGUUGGGUUAAAAGUUCUAUCCUGAGCACAGGGUUCACUCUAGUGCUGACACUGUGGACUUUGGGGCUUCUUGAGCCUCCCGUGGGACACAGUUUGGGUUCAGAGCACCUCAUUCUUAGAUACAGUGUGUCCCCACGAUGCCCACAUGCCUCAGCGGGCAUGCCCUCCUUUUGUUGCAGCAUAACAGAAGGGGGUGAGAGGGACCUCGAUGGUCGCCCAGAUUACGUCUCGUCAUACGGCCUAUUUACACUCGACACCAAACACUAAACAACUAAACUUACUCGUUGAUGGAUCGCGAGCGUCAUGCCGUAUCAUUUCGGGACCAGUCACAUGUUCCUGCGGUCGCUCACGUGACCCCUUCGGCACGGACCAAUCGGAUGGCGUGUCAUCCUGGGCAGAGCAAAAAGGAAGAGGGUGGAGGGGGGGGGAAUCAUUUUCCUUUUUACGAUUUUUAUUCUUGCAACACCAACGGUGGUCGUUGACAUCAUCCUGCGCUACAGAAAGGUGACCUCCCUCUGCACCAUCACACUCCCACUGGCCCUCCGACUCCUCUCUUGACGUGACCACGCCCCUUCCUCUCGCAUCCGACAUGGAGCCCAUCAAGGUCCAAUCAGAAGGUGGACUGAAUGUGACCCUGACCAUCAGGCUGCUGAUGCACGGCAAGGAGGUCGGAAGCAUCAUAGGAAAGAAAGGCGAGACGGUAAAGAAAAUGCGUGAAGACAGUGGCGCUCGCAUCAACAUCUCAGAGGGCAACUGCCCCGAGCGGAUAGUCACCAUCACGGGGCCAACGGACGCCAUCUUCAAGGCCUUUGCCAUGAUCGCCUACAAGUUUGAGGAGGAUAUCAUCAACUCUAUGAGCAACAGUCCUGCCACCAGUAAACCCCCCGUCACGCUGAGGCUGGUGGUCCCGGCCAGCCAGUGCGGCUCGCUCAUUGGCAAGGGGGGCUCCAAAAUCAAAGAGAUGAGAGAGUCUACAGGCGCUCAGGUCCAGGUGGCAGGCGACAUGCUCCCCAACUCCACCGAGAGGGCCGUGACCAUCUCCGGGGCACCUGAGGCCAUCAUCCAGUGUGUCAAACAGAUAUGUGUGGUGAUGCUGGAGUCCCCACCGAAAGGUGCCACAAUCCCCUACCGCCCCAAGCCUGCCUCCACCCCUGUCAUUUUUUCAGGUGGCCAGGUAAGAGCAGACCCACUGGGGGCGUCCACAGCCAACCUCAGCCUCUUACUGCAGCACCAGCCACUGCCUGCGUACACCAUCCAAGGACAGUAUGCCAUCCCGCAUCCAGAUCAGUUGAGCAAGCUCCACCAGUUGGCUAUGCAGCAAACCCCCUUUACUCCCCUCGGACAGACCACCCCUGCCUUCCCCGCAGCAGGUCUGGAUGCCAGUAACCAGGCCAGUACUCAUGAACUCACCAUUCCCAAUGAUCUAAUAGGCUGCAUAAUUGGACGCCAGGGAACCAAAAUCAACGAGAUCCGUCAGAUGUCUGGGGCACAGAUCAAAAUUGCUAACGCCAUGGAAGGGUCAUCGGAACGCCAGAUCACCAUCACAGGGACCCCCGCCAACAUCAGCCUGGCCCAGUACCUCAUCAAUGCAAGGUUUCGAGAUGUGGCGGCCAUGUGGAACGACCCGUCCUCCAUGACCACAUCCUGAGGUCCCUGGCUGGCUCUUCCAUCUUGGCCCUUCCUAAACGACUGACGAUGCCCUCCAGACUCUGGCUCUCCGAAAACCCUGCGCAUCGGCCACCCUGGUCCCUCUCCACACACCAGCGAGGGCCGAGAGCUGACUUUGAUUUCAGAGAGCCACUUCGAUUAAGAUUUUAGUCAAAAAAAACAAAACAAAAAAGAAGAAGAAAACUCUCUGUUGAUUAGCUUUUUGUUUUAGAGAACUGUUGAAGCAUGUUGAAUGUUUAUUAGCAAAAACUUGUGUUGCGUUUUUCUUUUCUUUCAAUCUGUUUCUCUGUCAGUGCUGCGUCAUAGAACAUUUUCAGAGUAUAAGAAGUCAAAGGUUGAACUUCAUCUUGUAGAACGUAGUUAUUUGCAUUCGUUACCGCUCGGUGAUGCUGUGGGCAGAGUGUGGUGGGAUGUAGCCAAACUUUUAUAAUACUAUCUUAGAAAAAGGGAGAUUUUAGUAAAAAACAAAAAACGGAAAAAAUCACAUGACCCCUUUUAGCCAAUGGUAUCACUCCUGGAGCCUCCCAUUUCGUGUUGAUCUCCGAUAUUUACAUUCUUACUUAUAUUGCAUGUGUUAAGUGUCGUGUCGUCGUGUAUUUGAGCGGAACCUGUUCGGUGGACCUUGAGAUGUUACGAUAGCUCUGUGCUCCUGCUCUUUCUCCGCUCAUGUUUUCAGCUUUUUUCUGGCCGCCCACGUGCAGCUCGACACCCCGCCUGCCCCCUGCAGCCUCCUCCCAUGACUAGCGUGUACAUGCAUGAAUGCAAUUAGAGGCAUCUCAGUGGCUAUGAUAGACUGGAAAUUGAAAUGAUUGUUUAUGAUCACACUGUAUUUGUUUUGUACAAGGACUUUGAUGACAAUUUGUCAACUACGCGGCACUCAUGCAAUAGAAGAUUCAACACUUUUACUCUGGACUGCCUCUGAUUAGUUGGUCUUGGGUUUGGUCCAAAACCUUUUAGCUCCAGAAGAAAAAAAAAGGGAAAGGAGAUGAAUCUUCCCUCCAAAAGAGGUUGGAGCGAGCCAAAUGGAGUUUGGGGGGGCCAAGGAAUGUUCAGGGGUACACUGGGGCCUGGGCGGGCGUGACCACUCGGUCCCUUUUUCACGAUUGUUUGUUUCUUUCAUUGUUCAGUCGACGCUUUAAGUUUGAAUGUCUUUUUAUGGCAACUUCAUUGCUCAUAUUAUUAUUCUGAUUAUUCAUUUUUGAAGGCUUUUUUGGCGGCUGCCCGUUUUUGCUUCUCCAUCAGUCAACUCAAACUUUAAUUCAGUGCUGAUGUGAGACGGAGGCAAGGAUGAUCGACUAGAUUUCCGCGUCGAUGUACACAAACAGCUGUUGAAUGUUACUCUCCAAGUCACAUGAUCCACCGUCCAACACGGCAACAGUGCACGCAGCCUUUGACGCCACAACGGAUGCGUCGACCGCCAGCGGUCAUUCUGCAAUAAUUCCGACAGUGUCAUGCGAUCGUCGAGCCGAGCGGUGAAAGCGGUUUGCGUUUUCUGUCAUUUGGGUUGAAGAGAAUGUCAAAAAAGCUGUCGUUCUUUUUCGGAAAUAUGCACAAAAGACGCUCUUGUGGAUCAAUUCUUUCUUGACGUACGGUCUGAUGGCAAAGCGGGAAUAUUGUGGUGGUAUUGAUAUUCAUGUACAAUUAUGUGUUUGAAAACUGUAUUUAUUUACAUUUGUGUAUAUGACUGAAGCAAAUAAUGCAAUAAUAGGGUGCAAUGUGCAAUUAUUUAUUCUGUUGGGGUUUUUUUUUGGCUUAGUCAGGAGAGCUGUGUAGCUUACAGAAUAUUUAAAAAAAAAUACUAUUUUACAUUUGGCAGCAGGUUUGAUUUUUCAGCUUUGGGUUGUGUGUGUUGCAGUUUGGGAAAGGGGGGGGGAAUGAUGGAAGUUUGUAACUCUUUUUGAUUUAUUUGCUCUGUGCAAAUCUAUAUUAGUUGUGAGUACGUACAUAUGUUUAAUUUCAAAGUGUUGGUAAGUAUAAAAACUAAUAAAGUUUCAGUUUUUCUUUCUGUGA